This is a messenger RNA of Haemonchus placei, 375 nucleotides long. The record is from the annotation of a GenBank genome assembly. Lineage: Eukaryota; Metazoa; Nematoda; Chromadorea; Rhabditida; Trichostrongylidae.
AUGUUGAUCGCUUUGGGAGGGAAAGACAUUAAUCAGCUCUUUGAAGUCAUUGACGAACAACGAUGUGAGGCUAGCUGUCAACAAUUGUGUGGCUCGGCACCUACACCCGUCGUGAAGCUUGUCGUUGCCUAUGAUUGCAAUUUACCAUGUGAUGUACAAUGUACGAAGGAAUGUCUUCACAAGGACCCUGGAUGUGGAAUGGACUGCGUACAAAAAUGCGAGACGGCUUGCCCAGUAAUAAGCUGUGAAAACGCAUGUGAAACUGUAUGCAAGGGUCAGUGCACAUUCGCCGGCCAGCAAUCCCGCCAGUGUGCACCUGCAUGUUCCCAAUCUUGCGCUCAGUUGUGCGCCAAGAAACGAGUGAAGCGAGCCUGA